Molecule: messenger RNA, 3761 nt
Organism: Xiphias gladius (swordfish)
Lineage: Eukaryota; Metazoa; Chordata; Actinopteri; Istiophoriformes; Xiphiidae
Gene: serpina10a
Product: serpin peptidase inhibitor, clade A (alpha-1 antiproteinase, antitrypsin), member 10a
Exons: 6
Coding region: 126-1316 (396 amino acids)
Biological process (GO): negative regulation of endopeptidase activity; blood coagulation
Molecular function (GO): serine-type endopeptidase inhibitor activity
Source: RefSeq, a predicted model, not a curated record
CCCGCGGCGAUUGGGGCUCGUGCUUGACGGUGAUGCGCAGCUCGUGAAGCUUCAGACCAGAAAACGUCUGUUCAAAUAUCAAAGACCGAAGAUUAGCGGAAGAAACUGAAGGGGGCACUGUGAACAUGAAUCCCUCCGUCCCCCUCCCAUUGGUCCUCCUCCUCCUCCUCCUGAGUCCGGUCUCCUCUCAGACCGUCAACCCCUCUGUGGAGGAUUUGACCAAUAGGAACUCAGACUUCGCCACCCGAUUGUACCGAGCCGUCGCCAGCCGGACCGACGAUAACAUCUUCCUGUCUCCGUUCACGCUAUCCACCGGACUGAUGGCGCUGCUCAGUGCCACCAAUGGUCCGACCCAGGACCAACUGCUUCAAGGACUCACUUUGACCGGACUGGACCCAAAGACUCUCCCAGAUCUAUUUCAGACUCUGAGGACCGUCGUCCUGCAGGGGGGUGAAGCCAUGAACCUGCGGCAGGGCGUGGCCAUCCUCCCUGCUCAGAGCUUCCAGGUGUCCUCAUCUUACUUGGACCUGGUUCAGACGAAGUUCGGGGGAAACGCUCAGAGUCUGGCCUACACGGCACCGCAGGAAGCUGUCGACACCAUCAACCGCUGGGCCCGGGAGCAGACCGGAGACCAAGUCCAGGAGCUAGUGACCAACCUGGACCCUCAGACCCAGCUGCUGCUCGCCACCACCGCCUCGUACCAGUCCUUGUUCAGUCCGUCCUUCAACUCGUCCCUGUCCCAAGAUGAACGUUUCUACGUGGACAAGUAUCACGUCGUCAUGGUUACCAUGAUGUUUAGGGCCGAUAAGUACUUCCUGGCAUACGACCACUCAGUGAAGGUCGGUGUGUUGAAGCUGCCGAUGAGGAACGGGAUGGCAAUGUUAGUCAUAUUGCCUGAUGAAGACGUGGACGUCGCCACCGUUGAAGAAGAAGUGACGGCCGAGAAGAUCCAGGCCUGGAUCAAACAGCUUAAAAAGACGAAGUUGGAGGUGCAGCUUCCUCGCUUCCUGUUGGAGCGUUCCUACUCGCUGAAGGACGUCCUGGAGACUCUUAACAUCACUCAGGUGUUUCAGGAGGAUGCUGACAUCACCAACAUGGGCGGGGCUAAAGGACCAAGACUCUCACAAGUUUUCCAUAAAUCUACUAUCUCCGUUGAUGACCGCAGCGAUGACAUCGCUGCAGGGGGCAGAGUCAGUGUGUUCGCCACCCUUCCCCCUCGACUGACCAUCAACAGACCCUUCAUCUUCAUCAUCUACCAGCAGAACACCGGCAGCCUGCUGUUCAUGGGCCGAGUGGUCGACCCCACCAAGAAAUAAUCACUAGUUUACUUGAAAGGUAACUAAGCCAUGCCCACCUGAGUCACACCUAUUAAUCUUUAAGUUUUAACAGUUGAAAAUGAUAACAUGGCAGGUUUAUUAUGUUCCAAUGUUAUUAUCAGUGUUUAAUACAAUAGCAGCUCUUGUGUUUCCCAACCUGAGGGUCAGGAUCCCCCAAGGCCUCGCAAAAUAAAUCUAAACGGUUCUGAGAUGAUUAACAGGAAAACUGUGAAAGUGUUUAUGAUGCACAAAGUUACAUUUACUUUUUCAGACAUUCCUCUGAGCGCUGCUGUUUUAUCCACACUAGCCUCAGGUUUCUACAGAUGGUAUUACCAUUCUGACUUUUCCUCUAGCACCGUCAACAGGUCUGUGUUUUAAUUUGUUCAAUUAUUUGGUUUAUGACCAAAUAGCUGCUUAACUAGUGACAUUCCCAUCAGCCUCAGCUGAAUGCUGUGUUUACUGCUAAUUAGCUAACUUUAGCAUUGUAACAUGCAAAUCUAAGGUGGUGAACAUGGUAAAUAUCAGCUGAUGUUGGCAUUUAGCUUAAAGCACAGCAGUAAACUCAUAGUCUGGUUUACUUGAGAAUGAAUGAGAAUUGUAUUUUUUUUUCUCUUCAGACAUUUGAAAAUUAAUGAAUUAGAAUUCAAAGGGAUAAAAAAUCAUUGUAUGGUUGUUAUAAGUUACAGACAUAUUCAACCAGUGACGAGAGGUCACAAGUCGACGCUGCUUCAUUUUAAAAGGUCAAAUACUAUAAAGGUUGGGAAAUUCUGAGGUGUCAUGGAGGGAACAAAUCUAAUUUGAGUGCACAUUUGAUCAUAACAUUCCCUUCAGUCUCUCACCUCGGAUGUCUUUGAUUUAAUACAGCUUGAUGUUGGACUCAGAAUUAUUGAUUUACUUUUUCGUGUUAACUUUGUGAUAAAUCAAACAUAUUUUAUUGUUUCACUGAAAAAUUGUGUCUCCUGAGAGCAGGAAAUGUUCUGUAAUUCUGCCACAAGACUGUACAACUAAAGAUUGUUUUUAUUACGAAAACAUCACACAAAGUUAUCCAGUGCAUCAAGCUUCAGCUGACUGAAUGCACCAAACACUGCACUCUGCAGGGGGGAGGAGAUAAAAUAUAGAAUAUUUGAUGAUAUAGAAUGUAGAAUAUUUAAUGAUAUUAAAUCAGAGUGAACAUAUUACUUCUUGUACUCCAUACCCCCAAAUUGCAAGGCGAUGUCACCAUGUAGGAGUAAAACUACAAACUGUUACUACUACUCCCUGUAGUAAUCUAUUAGUUCUGGUAGUGUUGAUGAGUGCUUGGGGUGAACAUGAAGCUUUAAGCCACUGAUGAAGUAAUCAAAACCAGAGUUACAGAUGUAACUAACGCUCUGAGUCCUGGAUGACUGACAGGUGUGUUUUGUUGACUUUAACAUAUUUGAAUGAUCUGAUACAGACUGACAAUUAAAACACUAACUGAUGACAUCCCAUCAGCCUCAGCUAGACUUUGUGUUUCAGCUAAUUAGCAUGUUAGCAUGAAAGCAAACUAUCAUGCCAUAUGUGCUGUAUAUAGUUUAUGAUUGAAAACAUACUGUACUUUUGUUGCUUUACUGUUUAAAUAUACGCACUGUUAUAAACAUGCGUGACACCUGCAGUAUAUCAUCACUGUAAAAUAUUAAACGUUAAAAUACAUCACUUUUUCCAGCGGCGUUUUGUGGCUCUCAUGUAUUCACAAACAUUAAAAACUCACCAACAUGACACACGAUGUCAUGUUGUCAUUGACAAACCUCAUCAAUCACAUAUUCCCACCCAAUCAACAGGCAGAACACCACAUCUCUUCUUGUAAAGGUAAUCUGAUUCCUGAGCAGGAAUGGCAGUUUAAACUAAACUAAAAACAAUCAAUUUCAAAAAACAAUACAUUUUUAUAGAGUUUUUAAAAAGACAGUCGGACCAAAGCUCAGAGAGUGUACAUGAUGAUUUAAAAGCUGACCUCUGCUGAUACAUUAGUUAUCUUUACUGACUGCACCUUUAAUCAUAUACCAUAAUCAAUCAGCAUACUGGGUACAUUUCUGUCUGAUGAAUCAUGACCUGAUGACCCGAUGGGAUUUCAUGCUGACAUCAUCAGCCAUGACCCCAUGACACCGGCACAGCUGCAGGUUUCAGAGCUCAGUGCAUGCUGGGAAACGCCUGGCUGUGACUGAUCUGAGUGCUGGUUGGUUCGGUUUUAUUGAAACUCUUCAUCUUCUGUUAAACUGUAAAUAUUACAUAUUACAUUUUAUCAGUCUGAAGUUUAAUUGUUUUUACACAGUAAAUGUUGUGACAGCUUUUAUAACAGAACCUCAGUUACCUAAUUGUCAUAUUGACACAAAGCUUGAGAUAACAAGUGGCACUAGAGGAUUAUUAAAAUAACAUCUGUACAGAUGUUUUAUCCCUGACAGAUUUUAGUCUGACAGAUUAAUGAUGGAAAUU